Messenger RNA from Macrosiphum euphorbiae (potato aphid), 348 nucleotides. NCBI's taxonomy places the organism in Eukaryota, Metazoa, Arthropoda, Insecta, Hemiptera, Aphididae. The record is from the annotation of a GenBank genome assembly.
AUGUUAUAUUCGAAACGUCCGGUGCGUUUUCCCCUUGAAGACGAAAUAUUACCGAAUAAAAACAUAAUAUAUACAAAUCCAAAUGGUAAUUUCGCGAAUUCACUAGGCGACUAUCAUGGUCAAGACGACGAAAUUGCAUGCAUUAUGAAGGGUUCUUUGCGAACGUGUAUCCUGCGAUCAGACGGUAAACAAAAAGAAAUCCUUAACAAUUUAACCAUGGUGUAUAGUGGGAAGAGGUCGUCCGCCGGUGCCGUUGUCGGGGUGGGACGGCAAGGGUCUUGGUCCGGACCAAAACUCGUCGAGGGUGGACCGUGCGAGUAUUAUACGAUCAGGAAUAUGACGACGUGA